CAAUCUUUCCCUUCCCUCCCUCUCCCUCCUUUCAUAACAUACUCUCUCCAAACGAAAUAAGAGAAAUCAUUCAGUAUACCAAUCGCACAUCGUAAGCCAAAUCGCCAAAUCCCAUUUCCCAAAAGAUCCCCAGGCAGAAACCAUGGCCGAACGACCCUUCAUCACCUGCCACGUCCUCGACACCACAACCGGCAAACCCGGCGCCAACAUCGCCGUAACCCUCCGCCUCCUCUCCCCCGCAAACCUCACCCAAACCCACUGGACAGCACAGACAAACACCGACGGCCGCGUUCCAACCUGGACCUCAAACGGAGCCGACAGCGUGAACGACGUGGUAUCCAAAGCCAAGGCGCAACUUGCUGGUGCUGGUGCUGGGGAUGAGGAGCAAAUGCUGUGGAGCCUGACGUUUGAGACGGAGGCGUAUUUUGGGAAGGGGAGGACGUUUUGGCCGGUUGUGGAGUUGCGGUUUGCGGCGCGGGGGGAGGAGGCGCAUUAUCAUGUUCCGCUUUUGCUGGGGCCGUGGAGUUAUACUACUUAUCGGGGGUCGUGAUUGCAAAUCGCGUGGAUGCAUGUUGUCACGCUGGGGAUUAGAUUUGCAAAUGGCAGAUUAUGCAGGCUUAGGGACUGUGUGAUGGCCAGGGACGGCUAAUAGAUUGGUUCUACCUUACACAUGCCACAGCACGAGAAUGAGAAGAGUUCCAAGAACAU
Messenger RNA from Neohortaea acidophila, 708 nucleotides. RefSeq lists its product as uncharacterized. Gene Ontology annotation, molecular function: hydroxyisourate hydrolase activity. The transcript has a single exon. Gene Ontology annotation, biological process: purine nucleobase metabolic process. Bases 143 to 550 code for a protein of 135 amino acids. The record is from RefSeq and is a predicted model, not a curated record. NCBI's taxonomy places the organism in Eukaryota, Fungi, Ascomycota, Dothideomycetes, Mycosphaerellales, Teratosphaeriaceae.